AUGCCAAGGCUCGUACCUACAAUUCUCACCCGCAGUGCCAUGUUCCGGCUAGCUUGCAGGACAAGGCCGCUGCGGUCUUCGGCUCCCCUUCGCGCCGCACGCUCAGUCUCAUCCGUUGCGCCGCCGUUAAUUCGGAUACAGAAUGCCACAUUCUACGAGAACUAUCCCACUCCCGAAGAUGCCGCCAAAGGCCGCAAUCCUCCCCUUUUUCCUGACUUCAACUUCGUUUUACCCGCCAAAUCCACCCCUGCUCAGGACGGCGGCGAUGCUCCGCAGACCUGGGCGGUAAUUGGCUCGGGGGGAAGGACGCAGAUGCUCGACGUUCUUCGUGGUCAAUACAUUUGCACACCGCCCACAGCGCGCAGCUAUCCGUACCUCCUCAGCGACGAGAUCGCCGAAAAGGAUCACCGCCUACGGUUUGCGGGCAACGCAAUACAAUACAUUGGCUUCAGUGGGGAAGGUUCUGGCGCCAUUGGAGGCACUCGCGGCGCGUAUCUGAGUGCCCGAUACGAGAGUCUCCGCGAGGAAACCGACUGGACAGCUCGCCAAUAUCUCAGAGGCCAAACUUCCUUGAACCCGUUGGAAUCCGAACAAGAUGGAAAGAUACAUGAUGAGCAGCUGCUGGCGCAGAUUGUUUCGGAGCUCCGGCUGGAGGAAUUACUCGAUAUGCCGGUUGCCAACUUGAGCAAUGGUCAGACCAGACGGACUCGGAUUGCCAAGGCCCUCCUCAGUAAGCCUGAAUUGCUCCUCCUUGAUGAUCCGUUCAUGGGCCUGGAUCCCGCUACCGUUCGAAGCAUCUCAGCCCUGCUCCGGCGCUUGGCGGCCAAGUCUGAUCCCCGCCUGGUUCUCGCUCUCCGGCCUCAGGACCCCUUGCCCGAUUGGGUCACGCAUAUUAUGGUGCUGGGGAACUCCCACCGGGUCCUUCUACAAGCUCCCCGCGCGGAAGCGGAGAAGGUGUUCAACGUAUGGAAGAAACUAGGCAGUUAUGAGAAGCCGACUGCCAAAGAAGAUCAGUGGGUUCACCACACCUACGAACAGGCUAAGGAAUACAUCGAUGCAGGCCAUCUCGAUCGCCAACUCAUAUGGGACAUGCGGCUAGCUCCGCCACAAGGAAAGGGUCGCGCUGCUCCAUCCUUCCCUAUCAAGGGCGGUGAACCACUGAUCGAAAUGGACGGCGUCCGCGUACAAUACGGUGAUAAAUGCGUCUUGGGCGACUGGACCCAGCACGUGCACAACAAACCCCAAGCUGGCCUGCACUGGACAGUUCGGCGCGGGCAACGCUGGGCCGUGCUCGGUGCCAACGGCUCCGGCAAAACCACUCUGCUCUCUCUCAUAACCUCGGAUCAUCCCCAAACCUACGCUCUUCCUAUCCGUCUCUUCGGCCGCACCCGACUCCCCGAAGCUGGGAGACCAGGCCUCUCGAUCUUCGAGCUCCAAUCCCGCCUUGGCCACUCUUCUCCCGAAAUCCACGCCUUCUUCCCCCGUCAACUGACCAUCCGACAAGCCAUUGAAUCAGCUUUCGCGGAAACCUUCCUCGCUAAACCCACUUUGAAUCAUGAUCGUGACCUGGACGUCAGCGCCAUCCUCCGCUUCUUCCGCGCCGAACUUGACCCCGAUGUCUCCAACAUCUCCCAAAAACCUACCAAAGUCACUACUCCCCGCGAUCUCUUUCCCACCCUCGUCAAAUCUGACACCGACUUCUACAAUCCCGACCACGGUGUUGAGUAUGCCGACACGGUUCGCUUCGCUGAGCUGAGCACUGCUCAACAGCGCCUGGUCCUGUUUCUUCGCGCUCUCGUUCACCGACCUGAUAUCGUCAUCUUAGACGAAGCCUUCUCCGGCAUGCCUGCCUCCAUCCGGGACAAGUGUCUAAACUUCAUCGAACAUGGCGAGUUCGUCACUAAACGAGUUGUCAAAGUCCACCCUGCACCCGAGGAUGCUCGGUUCCGUGGACUCACGGAUGAUCAAGCUUUGGUCAUGAUCUCCCAUGUGAAGGAGGAAAUUCCUCCCAGUGUGCGCUACUUCAUGCGGCUACCUUCCGAUGCGGGGGAGUCGUUAGAUUUUAGAUUUGGUACACUAAAGCCGGGGAGUAGACUGAGCGAGCCAGUAGUUUGGGAUAAGGCUUGGGCGGCGAAUUUCCAGGAAGGUGCGGUACGUGCUGAGGUUGAGAGUGUGGCGGAAGGAGAGGCGGUGCGGGAGGAUUUUGAAAGAUUCGAGUGGUACUCUAUAUGA
Molecule: messenger RNA, 2232 nt
Organism: Aspergillus niger
Lineage: Eukaryota; Fungi; Ascomycota; Eurotiomycetes; Eurotiales; Aspergillaceae
Exons: 2
Coding region: 1-2232 (743 amino acids)
Cellular component (GO): mitochondrion
Molecular function (GO): ATP hydrolysis activity; ATP binding
Source: RefSeq, a predicted model, not a curated record